Molecule: messenger RNA, 4824 nt
Organism: Thunnus maccoyii (southern bluefin tuna)
Lineage: Eukaryota; Metazoa; Chordata; Actinopteri; Scombriformes; Scombridae
Product: chromodomain Y-like protein 2
Exons: 7
Coding region: 308-1843 (511 amino acids)
Cellular component (GO): nucleus
Molecular function (GO): transcription corepressor activity
Source: RefSeq, a predicted model, not a curated record
GAGCAGGGCGCAUGCAGACCGUCAGGCUGUGCAUUCUUGCCGGGGACUAAUUUUCAGUCCUCCACUUGGGUCUGGGUAAACAGCACCGCCCCGAUGGUUGUUUGUUUUAAGUGUGGAGCGAUCCAUCGCACAGCGCCGGGCUCGAUUGACACUGUCUGCUGAUCUGCUACUGCGGAUUGCUCAGAAUAACAAGGCUGCUCGCUAAUUCCCGUCUAUCGGGGCUUUCGGCGAAACAGCGAGAGUAGGGUCCAAAAAAAAGCCAACAAGGCAGGCAAGAACGCCGCGCCGCCGGAGUCCGCACCCCAGAAUGGCUUCAGGAGACCUUUACGAGGUGGAGCGGAUUGUGGACAAGAGGCGGAACAAGAAGGGUAAAUGGGAGUACCUGAUUAGGUGGAAGGGCUAUGGAAGUAAAGAGGACACAUGGGAGCCAGAGCACCACCUACUGCACUGCGAGGAGUUCAUUGACCAGUUCAAUAGCUUGCGACUGCACUCACACAAACGGCCCAAAAUUCCCAAAAAUCGUGGAGGGAACCUCAUUACCAGCCACCCAUCUGCCACAGAAAUCUCCAAAGCUCGGUCUGAGGCCCGAAAGAAGAAAAGUACUUGUGGCCCAGCUGUAGGGGUUAGAGUAGGAACUGUUCUAGGGAUUGGAAGUGGAGGGUCAGGACCCACUCAGAAACAGAGGAAGGUGGGUGUAGGACAUGGGAAGCAUGCUGUAGGGGACAGAAUGAGCAAAGCCAUGACGUACAAGGCUCCUCCAACGGGGGUGCCUCACUUUGCUGCCCCAGUGAGAAACCCUCAUAAUGGACUCCAGAAUGGAGAGAUGGAGCCACUCAUGUACAGGCCGGCGGCAAGGUCACAUAGACCGCCCUCAGACAGAGUGGAGGGGGAACUAGGAGACGUGGAUACCACUGGGCAGCAGUUCACCAGUGAAAUGGGCUCCCCUCUGGCCAAUGGCAAGAUGCAUCUGCACAGCUCAGUAAAGCGGAAGCUGGCUGAGGAGAAAGGCUACGUGUUCGACAAGCGGCUGAGGUACAACGUGCGACAGAACGAGAGCAACUGUCGAUUCAGAGACAUCGUGGUCAGAAAGGAGGAGGGCUUCACGCAUGUCCUGCUCUCCAGCCAAACUACAGACAACAACGCUCUGACACCAGAGAUCAUGAAGGAAGUGUGUCGGGCUCUGGGUAAUGCAGCUGCUGAUGACAGUAAAUUAUUAUUGCUCAGCUCUGUGGGGACUGUUUUCUGCAGUGGCCUGGAGCCGUCCUACCUGAUAGGGCGUCUGUCCACUGACCGCAGAAAAGAGAGCAGCCGCAUCGCAGAUGCUGUACGGGACUUCGUGUUGGCAUUCAUCCACUUCAAGAAACCCAUUGUGGUGGCAAUAAACGGGCCUGCUCUGGGCUUAGGGGCCUCCAUCUUGCCCCUGUGUGAUGUGGUGUGGGCCAGUGAGAGGGCCUGGUUCCAAACUCCAUGUGCAGCCCUCCACCUCACCCCAUCUGGCUGCUCCUCUUACACCUUCCCCCAGAUCCUGGGUGUAGCUCUGGCCAACGAGAUGUUGUUCUGUGGGAGAAAACUCACAGCACAAGAAGCGUGCAGUCGAGGUCUGGUGUCACAGGUCUUCUGGCCAACCACAUUUAACCAAGAAGUGAUGCUACGUGUGAAGGAAAUGGCAUCCUGCAAUGCAGUGGUUUUAGAAGAAUCCAAAUGCCUGGUGAGGAGCAUCAUCAUGUCUGUUCUGGAGGAAGUGAAUGAGAAAGAGUGUCAGAUGCUGAAGCAGCUGUGGUGUUCAACCAAAGGACUAGAGGCACUCUUCAGUUAUCUGCAGAACAAGGCGUAUGAGAAGUGACCAUCCACGGUGAUCUCAAACUGAAGAAGAAGUUGCAUUGAGGGCCUUUGUUUCCAUCCAUCAGCAGAGGGCAACCUGGAGUUGAGUUGGCUUGCAUCUCUACCAACAAUUCCUUCAUGAUCAUCUUUUGUAAAGCAACUUUUUUAUUGGACCCAUAACCGUCCAGAUGUUUAUUCUCUGUUUAAGAAGUCAAAGAGCAAAGGGCCAAAUGUGCAUUGCUGAAAUAAACACUGAAGGAGGUUCUUUAGGGAGGUACAGAGUGUUUCUGUACAAAUGCGAGACUUAAUCAUCAGGAUGUAUCAAAUCAAUGUAUGUCUGAUAGCACAUGAUAAAGUGAUGAUAAUAUAUAUUAAUAUAUAUUUAUUUAAAGUGUGUCAAAGAGUUGCUUUCUGUAUAUAAGAUGCUUUUUUCAGGAUUUCCUUUUAGUUGCUUGUUGUUUUGAGCUGAAGUGUGAACCAAAGUUUGCAUGAGGACAUGGUUUCUUCCUCCUUAACAUGCACAUUCCAUUGUCUCCGUAUGGACUGAAGAAAACUGUUAGAAAAUUGCUCAUAUAUUUCAGCUGAUCAGAGUCGGUGUCUGCUCAAAGCAUGCAAUCUCAUGAGUUACCAUAAAAUAUCACAAAAAACUGACACUUUUCAUUUUAACCGCAUCACACAAUUCAUUGUUCGUAAUGCACAAGUCAUAUUACAAUAGAACCGACAUCUUGUUUUUCAGUAACAUCUUUAUCAUCAUCAUUAUCAUCUCACUUAAGUACAUAAUCACCAACAAUUUGCUUCCAUCACAUUAAAACAGGAUAAAUGCUGUCUGAUGAUACACAUGAAAUGUCAUCCUCAUACUGUCAACAUCCAUUUUCUCUUUAGUUAUUUCAACCUGCAACAAAACAGAUAUGGCAAGAGUUUCAUUUUUAGAGUUUUAUUUAUACACAGGUCAGGAUUUUUCAUUCAAGGGAGACUUGUGUUAAUUUGAGAUACACCCAGUAUUUCCUGCAAAUCAGAAAACGAGAGGAAAUUGAAGUCUCAUGUGAAUGCUAGCACUAAAAAUACAAAUGUGUCCGUUUUUAAUCAAGUGGCAUUUUCGACUGAGUACAAACUGACUUUAGAUGAUUAAAUAAAUUAGUGGCUCAUAUCACAUGGAAGGAUUAGCAAUGGAUUUCAUCCUUGACUUGACUACAUAUAUAGUAGCCUUACAUGCAGUACUGUGGUGUGUCGUUUUCAAGAUGUUGGACGCAUAACAUUGCUUCCAGCUGUCACCGCAGAUCAUUAUUUUGUGAAAUGUGUGAUUUGUUUUUAGUGAAGAAAAAAAAAUCAUAUGAUCAUGUUGAUAUUUCCUGACAGUCAUUUGUUAAUUGUGUAUUGUUUUAGAGCACACAAAAGAGAUGAUUGUUGCUUGGUCCUUAAGUAAAGUCACGUUGUGACUGCACUAAUUGUCACUUAUCAAUAUUGUGGAAAUGCAGCUGUUGUGUAUCUGGAGUCGACGUUGUCCUUAUCUGCAUGUGAUGAUUCAAGGUUUCAAGAAAUUUUAUAUUUUAAUGCGUAUUAUAUUUAGGGAUCUAUUUUGUUUUACCAAAAAAAAUGUAGGUCUGUGAAAAUUGUUUUGUAAAACUCAGAAGAUGUUUGUCCAUUUUUGUAGCUGUACACAUGCAGAACAGAAUAUAGAAAUAAUAUAGACAAUGCUGUUUUGUGUAACUAAUUGCAUGUAAUAUACUGUACAUAUGAAUGUGCUGCCUGUCAGAAUACCUUGUAUUUCAGGGUAGGUUUUGUACCAGCAUUGUAAGUAUUGUUAGAGAUGUUGCAGUUUAUUUUUCUAUUUAUUUGAGAUAACUGUUUGGAUGUGCAGUGCCAUGUGGUUUUCUUUGCUCCAGAGGCACCCCGACUCUCUUUAGUUAUGCAGUAUGUAUAAUUUCAAAACCAAAACUUGUAAACACUAUUGUCACUUGAAUGUUUACCCUUUCAGUAGACAUUCUCAAAUUAAGUUUUUUGUUGUAAAUUAUCCAAGGCAUGCCAGAUAAUUUAAUAUAUAUAGUGUUUUACUGAGGUUAAUAAGUAUGAACAGAUGAUUGAUUAACAAUUUUCAGUCCAUCAGUUUUAUUUGUGGCCAUUGCAGUUUGAUUGCAGGGAAUAAUUUAUGGUUUGAUGAAGCAUUUUCAACAUUUUCAACAAAAACAGCACAUUUCCACUUAUGCCCAUGAAAAAUAACACCUUUGCAGUUGCAUCAUAAUGCAUCUGAUCUUUUCCAAACUUGCCAGAUAUAUAAUUAUCUACAAACAGUGAUUCAGCUCACAAACAUUAAAAGUGCCAUGUUCUCACAGGUAUUUUGGCAGGGUCAUUAGGUGUAAAUAGUUAGAAGUUGUUAGGAUUUUGCGAUUUUUCCCUACAUUCACUUCUUAAUCUAAAUUUAUCGUCUGUUUGGUAUGAGGUUUGAGAAGGACCUGUGUAAAGUGGCUACUGUAGACUGUCACUCAAUGCAAAUUACUCAGAUCCGCUGAGUGUUAAUCACAUUGAUCCACCUUUAUGUAUUUAUUGAUUUAUUUAUUUUUAUUUCUAAAAUAUUACAAAUUCUUUUCAGUGUGUCACCUGAGAUAGAAAAUGUGUUUCUUUGCUUUAAAAAAAUAAUUGUUUAGAAAUUUUGGUUUCCCUUUUAAGCAUUGUUUCCAAAUUCCCACCUCAGCAUGUGUUUGAAGUGUGCUUAAUAAUACAUUUUGAACUAAAUCAGACUACUAAUUAAAACCCCUAGUCAUAUUUGCGCCAUUAUUUAUUACGAAUGACAGCGAUUUCGACGGGUUUGUGUGUUUUCGUCUUGUAUAACCACAAUAUCAUGUUUUGUCCCGUGUACAGUAUGUGUAUUUCACCAUUCAUGUUUUUCUUCCCCCCAUUGUCUCAAAGCACACCCUGGGGUGCCUUACAAUUUUACUAUCUGUCAGAUUGAUCCAUACAUUGUGAUGGAUAGAGUGAGCUGCUUCAAAUAAAGACACAGUACUUUCA